CGUAUUAAGAAAAAAAAGCAGUGUAACGUUAGGAUUGGGAACAGUAGGGAAGGCCGUCCCCGUUCUCCCGCCUCAAAAUCGUGUUUGGCGCCAUAAGUUGUAUCAGCGAAAACUUCGAUUCUCUCUCCAAACCCAGAACCCUAACCAAACAAAUUCCCAAAUCCUAAAAUCGGAGAAUCCGAGGUCGCAUAACAGCCCUAGCCCUCUACCACCAUGACCGAAGUUGUUUCUCUCAUGGACAUCGACGACGACGACAACGCCGGUGACCGCUCUGCGAAGCCAAUCAACAAGGGCAAGAGCGGCGCCGCCCCCUCCGACGGCAAAGCCACGCCCUGGGUCGAGAAGUACCGCCCUCAAUCCCUCGCCGAUGUGGCCGCUCACCGCGACAUUAUUGAUACCAUUGAUAGGCUGACCAGUGAGAACAGAUUGCCGCAUCUUCUACUGUACGGCCCUCCAGGGACGGGAAAGACUUCGACGAUUCUUGCCGUGGCGCGAAAGCUUUACGGAGCGCAAUACCACAACAUGAUUCUGGAGUUGAAUGCUUCGGACGAUAGGGGAAUCGACGUCGUGCGUCAACAGAUCCAAGAUUUUGCUAGCACUCAGAGCUUCUCGUUUGGUGUGAAGGCAUCAGUGAAGUUGGUUUUGCUGGAUGAGGCUGAUGCAAUGACAAAGGACGCACAAUUUGCUCUUCGAAGAGUGAUUGAGAAAUACACGAAGAAUACAAGAUUCUCCCUUAUAUGUAACAAUGUUAACAAGAUUAUUCCAGCAUUACAGUCGAGAUGUACUCGUUUUAGAUUUGCUCCUCUUGAUCCCGUUCAUGUCAAUGAGCGACUCAAACAUGUGAUAGAGGCUGAAGGGCUUGAUGUGUCUGAGAGUGGCCUGACGGCUUUUGUACGGCUUAGCAAUGGUGACAUGAGAAAGGCCCUGAACAUUUUACAGUCGACGCAUAUGGCUUCCAAGAAGAUAACAGAAGAAGAAGUAUACCUUUGCACUGGAAAUCCAUUGCCCAAAGACAUUGAGCAAAUAUCUUACUGGCUUCUGAAUGAAUCCUUUGCAGAAAGUUUUAAGCAAAUAUCUAAUAUGAAAGGAAGGAAAGGAUUGGCCUUGGUUGACAUUGUAAGAGAAGUGACCAUGUUUGUCUUUAAGAUAAAGAUGCCGUCAGAUGCUCGGGUUCAGUUGAUUAAUGAUCUGGCGGACAUAGAGUACAGAUUGAGUUUUGGCUGCAAUGACAAAUUGCAACUUGGAUCACUUAUUGCUUCUUUCACAAAAGCUCGAGCCUCACUGGUUGCUGCCGCGAAGUAGUUAUUUUGUUUGUCCGAUUUGCAUCUGCUCCCUUCCCUUAUCAAGUUACUUCUGAGGCAUGUUGGUCGUGCAUUAGCCCUUCGAUGCAAAUAUGGAUGUUGUAACGAGAUUUGUUCUAUGCGAUGUCAGCUCGAGACACCCAUUUCUCUUUCUUUUGAAACAUUUGCUGGUGAAGAGAGCUGGGAUUAGAGGGUAAAAAAAGCCUCAUGAUAGACAUUUUGCUUGUGUAGCUUUGUGGGGCAUGAGAAUUUAAAAUGUAAAGGUAAAUGAAAUCGGAAUUUUGCAGCUUGAGAGUUGAGAUUGGCUUUUUCGAUAUGUUGCUGUUCUUUUAGAUGCAUUUUCGGCUGCACUAUAACAUAAUUAUCGUUU
Molecule: messenger RNA, 1671 nt
Organism: Morus notabilis
Lineage: Eukaryota; Viridiplantae; Streptophyta; Magnoliopsida; Rosales; Moraceae
Product: replication factor C subunit 3
Exons: 9
Coding region: 214-1302 (362 amino acids)
Biological process (GO): DNA-templated DNA replication; DNA repair
Cellular component (GO): DNA replication factor C complex; nucleus
Molecular function (GO): ATP binding; DNA binding; ATP hydrolysis activity
Source: RefSeq, a predicted model, not a curated record